AUGGGGAAAGGCAGAGCGCCGUGCUGCGACAAGAACCAAGUGAAGAGAGGCCCAUGGAGCCCUGCAGAGGACCUCAGGCUCAUGACUUUCAUCCAGAAAUAUGGCCAUGAAAACUGGAGAUCUCUCCCCAAACAAGCUGGACUAUCACGAUGUGGGAAAAGUUGUCGUUUGAGGUGGAUUAAUUAUCUACGACCAGAUGUAAAGCGAGGCAACUUCACUCCAGAGGAAGAAGACUCCAUUAUCCGUCUCCACCGUGAGCUUGGCAACAAGUGGUCAAAAAUUGCAUCUCAUUUGCCGGGGAGAACAGACAACGAGAUCAAGAAUGUGUGGAACACUCACUUGAAGAAAAGAGUAUCCUCCUCUAACAAAAAGAAUGUUGAAUUAAUUUCUAAGCUAUCUUCGCCGACCUCCUCAUCUUCGUCAUCCACCUUCUCCACCACCACAACCUCGUCCGGCAAAAGGAAUGCUCAAGCAGCAAAGAUAGAUAUCGACGAUCAACAGAGAAAAAGACGGAGAACUAAUAUGUUGGACGAGGAGGAAGAGGAAGAUGAAGUGGUGGACAAGGAAGACAUUCAGAACAACGACGAGGAUGAGCUGACUAAUAAUUAUGAGUUCAAAUCUUCUCCAAAUGAGAUUUCAAAUUCAUCGGUCUCAUCCAUUCUGACGGAUUCCUGCAGCCUGAUUGAUAACGUUGUGUCGAUGGAUUCGAUUUUUAGCUUGGGUGAAUCGGUUGGUAACGUCUACGACGUGUUGGAAGAUGUGAGUCGACCUGAAGUUGAGGACUUCACCCUUGAGAUUCCUUUGGAAUCCGACAUGGAGUUCUGGAACUUGCUUGAUGGGCUAACGGAACCUAACGGCAACAAUGGUGAAAAUGUAGCUAGUUUGUGUGAUGACCAGCUGGGAGUUCAAGUGGUUGACGAUGGCGAGGAUGAUGAUGACAAGCAAAAGUGGUUGCGUUACUUGGAAACCGAAUUGGGGCUGGAGGAAAUCAACAACAAUACUACAAACCAAGAAGACAACUCUACAAUUCCCCAAGUGCUAGAAGAGGGAAACAUGGAGUUUCUAUAUGAUGAUGAAUCACUCCCUUCACAUGAAAGUAAAGCACAAUUUGAAGAGAAUCCAACAAGUCCAAACCAGCCGCAUACUCAAGAUAUAUAA
Molecule: messenger RNA, 1158 nt
Organism: Linum trigynum
Lineage: Eukaryota; Viridiplantae; Streptophyta; Magnoliopsida; Malpighiales; Linaceae
Source: the annotation of a GenBank genome assembly